Molecule: messenger RNA, 984 nt
Organism: Kluyveromyces lactis
Lineage: Eukaryota; Fungi; Ascomycota; Saccharomycetes; Saccharomycetales; Saccharomycetaceae
Gene: HEM3
Product: hydroxymethylbilane synthase
Exons: 1
Coding region: 1-984 (327 amino acids)
Biological process (GO): heme biosynthetic process
Cellular component (GO): cytoplasm
Molecular function (GO): hydroxymethylbilane synthase activity
Source: RefSeq, a predicted model, not a curated record
AUGGAAUCUAAAGAAACUGUUCGUAUUGGUGGCAGACGUUCGAAGUUGGCUGUUGUUCAGUCUGAGCAAGUCAAAGUCAUGAUUGAGUCGAAAUUUUCCCAUAUCGAAUGUCCACUUCUAUCUGUACACACUCUUGGCGACCAAGUUCAGUCUAAGCCCUUGUAUUCUUUUGGUGGGAAGGCUGUGUGGACGAAAGAACUAGAAGAUUUAUUGUACAAAGAUGAUGAAUCUCGUAUCGAUCUGAUUGUUCAUUCAUUGAAAGAUAUGCCAACUCUUCUACCUGAUGGAUUCGAAUUAGGCGGUAUCACGAAACGUGUAGAUCCUACAGAUGCUCUAGUCAUGCCAAUUGGUUCUCCGUACAGUAGCUUGUCAGAGUUGCCUGACGGCUCGGUGGUCGGAACUUCAUCAGUAAGAAGAUCUGCUCAAUUAAAGAGAAAAUUUCCAAACCUGAAAUUCGAAAGUAUCAGAGGUAAUAUUCAAACCAGGCUGGCGAAAUUAGAUGAUCCAGAGACUCCUUACAAAUGUAUCGUUUUGGCCAGUGCCGGCCUAAUGAGAAGUGGACUUGAUUCUAGAAUUACCCAGCGUUUUAAUGCUGACACAAUGUGCUACGCAGUCGGUCAAGGUGCGCUUGGUAUUGAAAUCAGAAAAGAUGACGAGAAGAUGAAAAAAAUUCUAAAAGAAAUUUGUGAUCCUUCGACGACUAUCUGCUGUCUAGCCGAGCGUUCUUUACUCAGAACUCUAGAAGGUGGUUGCUCAGUUCCAAUUGGUGUUGUAUCCAACUACGACGAAAGUACAAAAGUGUUAACCUUAAAAGGUAUUGUUAUCAACGUCGAAGGUACUGAAUGGGUAGAAAUCGAACAUAAGGUCACCAUUUCUAACGAAAGGGAAGAUAGUAUAAAUUGUGGUAAAGAACUUGCUGCUAAACUAACCCAAAAUGGUGCCAAAGAGAUCUUAGACUCUAUCAAUCUUGACAAAAUCACUUAA